This is a messenger RNA of Oncorhynchus gorbuscha (pink salmon), 786 nucleotides long. Its product is annotated as cilia- and flagella-associated protein 47-like. The transcript is spliced from 5 exons. The annotation marks the transcript as partial. The record is from RefSeq and is a predicted model, not a curated record. Lineage: Eukaryota; Metazoa; Chordata; Actinopteri; Salmoniformes; Salmonidae.
GGCUUUGACCUCCAGAGGAGUACAGACGCAGCGCUGCUAGAGAGGAGUGUUCGUAACAGGGCCACCGCUGUGGAUCCCUCCACUGUGAUCUCCUGUGUGCCCAAUGAGGGACGACUGAGACCCUACGACAGAACUACUCUGUGGGUCUGCUUCCGUCCUGUCAGCAGAAGAAGGAGCAGGGAGGAGCAGAAGACCAGUGGGGCCUCAGCAGCAGCCAGUAAACAAGACUUCUCCCUCUUCCUCAAGUUCCACACGGUGGGAAGUAAAGAUGGCUUCAACCAGCAGCAGCAGCAGCACUCCACUGUACCUCCACACAAUGGUUACUGUGUGGAGCUGGCGGUGACUGGCUCAGCCCUCCCUGUCUCCCUGGUGCCCAGCCCCGGCCACAGCUUCAGCUUCCAGCAGUGUCUGAUGGGAGAGCGUGUGGACGUCCUGUGUGUGCUCCACAACCUCUCCCCUCAUCUCCCUGUCACCUUCAAGUUCCGAAAGAUGGCCAACUUCAUCACUGACCCUCCUAGUGGAACCAUCUCCCCAGGGCAGAGCCAGGACGUGGUGCUGUCCUUCGCCCCCCACCAGAUGGGGACGUUCAAAGUGAAACAGGUGCUGGAGGUGCUGGGUCAGGUGGUACACCUGGAGCCCUCCUCCAUCAAGCUCCGCCUCCGCAGCUUCCACACCAUCACCCUGCAACUGUCAGCCGUUUGCCGGGCGGAGGCCGCAUACGAGACACCCAAACUCAACCCCGUCAUUGUUUUGUCUGUGAUGUAUCAGGAAUCACCCCGGCUGUGA